This is a messenger RNA of Chelonia mydas (Green sea turtle), 7202 nucleotides long. RefSeq names its product phospholipase A2 group IVA (gene PLA2G4A). Gene Ontology annotation, cellular component: Golgi apparatus; cytosol; endoplasmic reticulum. Gene Ontology annotation, molecular function: calcium ion binding; calcium-dependent phospholipid binding. Lineage: Eukaryota; Metazoa; Chordata; Testudines; Cheloniidae. Gene Ontology annotation, biological process: glycerophospholipid catabolic process. The coding region runs from base 259 to 2508 and encodes 749 amino acids. The record is from RefSeq and is a predicted model, not a curated record. The transcript is spliced from 18 exons.
CAUUUAUUACGGCUGAAAACUUCUCUAUCCAAGCAAUGAAAAAAAGGAUCCUGCCUAGAAAGCAAGAGGGAUGUACAAGCCCAGAGGGAUCUGAUGUAACACUGAAACCGUAAGAAAUACAACUCAUUCUUGUGAUGAAAGGAGCUGUGGUAUUACAGUCCACUUUGGAAACACGUUGAAGUCUGUCCAUUGUGAAAUUGGAUCCGUAAAGAACAAGAUCUUUGAUUGUGAUACCUGCAUAUAAGAUCUGAACCUAAAAUGUCCUGUAUAGAUCCAUUUCAACACAUUACAGUGGAACACCAGUAUUCACACAAAUUAACUGUGACAGUAUUGAAAGCCACAAAUGUUACAAAAGGGGCUUUCGGUGAUAUGCUUGACACUCCAGAUCCGUAUGUGGAGCUGUUCAUCCCCUCAGCCCCUGACUGCAGAAAGAGAACAAAACACUUCAAUAAUAAUGUGAACCCUGUGUGGAAUGAGACCUUUGAGUUUAUUUUGGACCCGAACCAGGAAAAUGUUCUGGAGAUCACAUUAAUGGAUGCCAACUAUGUCAUGGAUGAGACUCUUGGCACAUCAACAUUUCUUAUAUCCUCUCUGAAACUGGGGGAGAAGAAAGAAGUUCCAUUUACUUUUAAUGAAGUCACAGAAAUGACUUUGGAAUUGUUUCUUGAAGUCUGCUCUUCAACUGACCUCCGGUUCAGCAUGGCUCUGUGCGAUCAGGAGAAGACAUUUCGACAGCAGCGGAGGGAAAAUAUCAUGCAGAAAAUGAAAACCCUCCUGGGAGCAGAAAACAGCAAGAACUUGGCCACUUCCCGUGAUGUACCAGUGAUAGCGGUAUUGGGUUCAGGUGGUGGAUUUCGGGCCAUGGUGGGGUUUUCUGGAGUUAUGAAAGCGCUCUACGAAUCAGGAAUUUUAGACUGUACAACAUAUAUUGCUGGUCUAUCAGGAUCUACGUGGUACAUGUCAUCUUUGUAUUCUCACCCAGAUUUCCCAAGGAAAGGACCAAAGGAGAUUAAUGAAGAAUUGAUGAACUCUGUUAGUCAUAACCCACUUCUGCUGCUCACUCCUCAGAAAGUCAAACGCUACAUUGAAGCAUUAUGGAAUAAGAAACGUUCUGGGCAGCCUGUAACAUUCACUGAUAUCUUCGGAAUGUUGAUAGGGGAAACACUUAUCCAAAAUAGAAUGAAUACCACUUUGAGCAAGAUGAAAGAGAAAGUCAAUGAGGCACAGUGUGCUCUGCCACUCUUUACUUGUCUCCAUGUCAAACCUGAUGUGUCAGAACUUAUGUUUGCAGAUUGGGUGGAAUUCAGUCCGUAUGAGAUUGGUAUGGCGAAGUAUGGCACAUUCAUGCCUCCUGAUUUGUUUGGAAGUAAAUUUUUUAUGGGAACAGUGGUAAAAAAACAUGAAGAAAACCCCCUGCACUUCUUCAUGGGUGUUUGGGGCAGUGCAUUUUCUAUAUUAUUUAACAGAGUACUUGGAGUUUCCAAUUCUCAUAAUAAAGGUCCCACCAUGGAGGAAGAAUUAGAAAAUAUUAGGCUAAAGCAUCUUGUGAGCAAUGAUAGUUCAGACAGUGAAGAUGAAUCACAGGGACCAAAAGGCACUGAAAAUCCUGAGGCUGAAAAAGAACUUCAAAGUAGCAGUCAAGAAAGCUGGGUCCAGCGCAUGCUGAUGGCCUUGGUGGGAGAUAGUUCCCUUUUCAACACCAGAGAAGGGCGUGCUGGGAAAGUACACAACUUCAUGCUGGGCUUGAACCUCAACACAUGGUACCCACUCUCCCCUUUGGCAGGCCUGGGUACUCAGGAAUCUGUGGAGGAGGAUGAAAUGGACACGGCAGUUGCAGAUCCUGAUGAAUUUGAGAGGAUAUAUGAGCCACUAGAUGUGAAGAGCAAAAAGAUUCAUGUAGUGGAUAGUGGGCUCACCUUUAACCUGCCAUACCCCCUUAUCUUAAGACCUCAGCGAGGCGUUGAUCUCAUCAUCUCCUUUGAUUUCUCUGCAAGGCCAAGUGACUCCAGUCCUCCUUUCAAAGAAAUUUUGCUGGCUGAAAAAUGGGCCAAAAUGAACAACCUUCCUUUUCCAAAAAUAGAUCCACAUGUGUUUGAUCGAGAGGGCCUGAAGGAGUGCUAUGUUUUCAAACCCAAGAAUACGGCUACAGAGAAAGACUGUCCAACCAUCAUCCACUUUGUUCUGGCAAACAUCAACUUCCGGAAAUACAAAGCUCCAGGUGUUCCAAGAGAAACUCAGGGAGAGAAGGACUUUGCUGACUUUGAUAUUUUUGAUGAUCCUAAUACGCCAUUCUCUACCUUCAACUUCCAAUAUUCCAAUGAAGCUUUCAAAAGGCUUCAUGAUCUAAUGGAAUUCAACACUCUGAAUAACUUAGAUGUGAUCAAGCAAGCAAUGGUGGAAAGCAUUGAAUACAGAAGACAGAAUCCAUCCCGCUGCUCUGUGUCCCUCAGCGAUGUUGAGGCAAGAAAAUACUUCAACAAGAACCCUCCAAGCACUAACCAUACAUAGGAUAUGUACUGCAGGUGCCACUCCUUCAAGAAAUUUUCUAAAUCUAUGUAACUGGAUCUGGACACGCGUUACAACACACCAUUGCUCAAGUGAAAGGGCCAGGUGAAACUGAGGAAAGCAUUUUUCUGUGACAUUUCAUGUUUCACUGUGAUUUGUACUUUUUUAGUUUUGUUUGGCAUCUACAAACAUUUACAAAAUUCCGGCAUAAAUGGCCAUUCUUUAUUUAAAAAAAUACAGAAUUGUGCAGACUUUGGAUGCAAAGUAAUUUGGUUUAAAAUGCUCCUGUUUUUGUAAAACUUCUCCCAAUUUCAUGAAUAUUUUGUCUCAAUAUUUUCCAUUUUAAAGUUUUGUUAAAAUGGUGCCUGUGUCUGGGUUCCGGGAAGGGCCACACUGAGAAUGCCACACGCAGGGCAGACUGCAAGGAGCAGGCAGACAAUCUUCCCAAACUGGUGGUUUAUUCGAUAAUUCAGUUAACCAAACCAGUAACAAAAUAGCUUUUAUGAUACCACAUUGGUUAACCAGAAGCCAAACACAGUCCCCUUUUAAACAUUCCAGCCCUUGGCUCCCAUCCAGACAACCAAGUCUAAUAUAGUGGGGGGUUACUGAAAACCCAUUUCACCAUAUGUGAGGUUCUUUCUAAUCCCAAAGGAUCAGACACAUACCCCCAGGUCAAUAUGAAUCUCACCCAAAUACCACGCUGUCAGCCCAUCUUUAGUAAACAAACUAAAGAUUUAAUAAUAAAAGGAGAGAGUUAGAAAUGGUUAAUAGAUCACAUACAUACAAACAAUUGCCAAGUCCUUUUAUCAGGUUUGUAGCAAUGAUGGAAUAGAUUGCCGGCUUGUAGAGUCUCUCUGGUACUUCCAAAAGAUUGGAAGGUCCUCAGUUCAAAGUUCAAGAUGCUCCUUUUAGUUGUAAACCCACAAUCCAGAAAAUUAGGGCAGGAAAGAGGCAAAAUGGAGAUAUCUCAGGGUCCUUUAUAUCCUCUGCCAUGUGCUUGGAAUUUUACUGUCCCAAAUAAAGCCCACUGUCCCUGUUUGUGGAAAGUUACUGGCCCAAGAUGGAGUCCAGGGUCACAUGAGCAUAUCACAUGCCUCUAAAUGUUUUGCUGAAUCACAUGGGGUGGCCACUGGCUCCUUGCUGGCUGAAGCAUCCUCAGGAAGAGCUGUCUGGAUGGGAUGAGUUUCUUAAAUGGCCCUUUGUGAGUUUCCUUGAUGGGCCAUCAAUACAUAGCUGUCUGGCCCUAAUGUAAGUCCUGUCUGCAGGAUGUCACACAAAAAUAUAACACAGGUUUAAGAUAACCGUACAUAGCCAAUAUUUAUAACUUCAGAUACAAAGAUGAUACAUGCAUGCAAACAGAAUAAUCAUACUUAGCAAAUCAUAACUUUUCCACUGGCACCUUACAUGAUACACUUUGUAUAAGAUUUAAGGAAAUUGUGUUGCAGUGGUAAGAACAGUGAUAUAAAUGGUCACCUUUCUUAUACACAGCAUCAUGGUGCCGUUUUCAAAUAUGUGACAAAAUAUGAAAAACUUGGAAUGCAGACUCUUGUCCAAUACAUUUUACACACCUGUACAAUUCAGGAUGAAUUAUUUUACUACACAAAGGCAUUGAAUUUCUUCAACACAAUAAAACAUUAAGGGCAUGGAUUUCAUGGAUCUAUAUACUUAAACUAGAAGCUAAGGCCCAAAUCCCACUCCACUUUAUAUCACUGGUAAAAUUGCCAUUCACUUCAUUGUGAACAGGAUUGGCUCUUUACUCAGUAUGAACUUGCUAAUGUAUAAAAUUUCUCAGCAGUUGCCACUUAUCAGGGCUAGUAAUGUUGAUUCUUCCUAUAGAUUUCUUUUAUAGAUAACUCUGCUCUCCUUUGGCCAGACUGACCAUGCCAGAAAUCCAGUAUACGAAAUCCCUAAGGGAGCUGCAUUUCGAACUUUGUUUUUUGUUUUUCUUGCACAAAGAACAUAGUGAUGUCUCUUAAAAAAAAAAAAAAGAGAGAGAGAGAGAGAUUCUUAUAACUAGUGGCAGAAAAAUAUUUUUAAUUAUCUUUACUAAAGAUUAUUGGUCCCAUUUUCAGUUAAUGUAACUUACCACUGACUUUAAUGGAGCAAUGACAAUUCGCUCUAGCUGAAUAUCUGUCCCCAAAACAUUUUGAAUAUUUUCACAAAAAGUAAUGGCAGUUUUCCAGAACUAUUAAUUAAGGCAGCCUUCCACGUCCUCAGUGAUUCAUGUCAGUAAGUGUUUUUGCCUGAUGAUAAUUUUUCAGUGAUUCACAUAUCUAUUCAGCAGGAGAAAACAACUUUAGCACUUCAGAGAACAUGGAUUUUCACAGCAAAGAUGAGGAAAAGGAUUAAAAUUUCUGGAUGACAGUGAAAAAUGCAUCACUCCUUAACUAAUGUAGUGUUUGAAACGUAACUUUGUCAAUAAUGAGUGUGUCUGUGUAUGCUCCCGCGCAGGCAUUUCUAAAUUUCUCCUCAGGAGCUGACAUUUUCUUACAUAUACCACUUAAGCUGCAGCCAUGGGGGACUACAUUAGUGGUUAAGUUGGAAAAGCCCCAAAUCCUGUAGUUAUGGGAAUAAGAAAUGCUUAUAGAAAUGCUUAUAUGGUCACUUUCUGCUAGUAUUUCUUUGUUUUUAAAAACUGCCUGCAUUUGGUGUGCAGAUUUUACAUGCUUUCUAAAAUGAAAUACGGAUAUAGGGCAAUGAGAUGUUUGUCACAGAAAAUCUCCAUGUGGUCAGCACUUGAGAACUGACAUUUCAACACCAGUGCAGCAACAAAAUUCCAAGAUAAAGUGAUCUGAGUUCACAUCCAUGGACAAAUUCUGAUCAGAUUUAUACUCCCCGCUGUAGCACCCAAGCCCUAGGCAUGGGCUGUGAGGCAGCACAGAAUCCAUCCCACAUUUUUGACCCAUCCUUUGCACUUAAUUAACUUGUCUGUUACCCUCAACAACCCUUGGCCAGUCUCUAAAAAGUAGGAGGACAAAAUUAUACCCUCAGCUGUGUGUACACACAGCUCCCAUUGAAUCUUAGCUACUGAAGUCGGGCUUUCAGAAGGAUAGACAAGUUAUUAAUAGGCUUAAAAGCUUUUGUGAGGAUGAAGGUAUCUCAAGGCUCCUGCUGUGAGGAGAACUGUGAACAAGGCCCUUGUUGUUAGUGAGGGAAGAAGGUUUUCUGUGUGAAUUUAUUAUUAUUUAUUAGUUUUAUUUGGAUAGCACUCAAAGAUCUCCAUUGGGUUUAGGGUCCCAUUGUGCUGGGCACUGUGCAAAUCCACAUAAAGAUGUGAUCAUUGCCCUAAAAAGCUACAGUCUGACUUAAAACAAUACAAUGAGGGGGUGUAACAAUCACUACAGGGAGGAGGGAAGGAGCAUGAAGAUAAGGAUGAUGAGAUCUCAUGGUGACAUAGGUUACCUGUGUGCACAGCUAAAUGGUUAUGAAUAAGAUGAAAGGGCAUCUAGUUUACUUCUACAAAUAAAUAAUAUCAGCUCUCUCUUGAUUGCCACUCAGCCCAGCAAUCAUUAGCUGGCUUACUUUACAUAGGUGUCACAGCAGAAGUGGCAUUUGAAGUGGAAGAGGGUAGUGGAUUUACAGCUUUGUUCAAGGAGGGCUUGCUAUGUGUGGUGGGCAGUGCAGUAGAAAACACAGACACUUGUGGGAGAAGCAGAGGUAAGCAUUCCAGGCUGAAGCUCAAGAACUUUAUCAAACCUUUUUCCUGAGAGGGCCUGGCUUACACACUAUGAGCAGCAUUAAGCACAUGCAAAAGUCUGCGCAGGAUCAGGGCUUCAGAUUGUAAACUCUUCAAUGCAAGGACCUUCUGUGAAAUCUAAAGUCACUGACAAAAAUAUUGAGUUCAGUGGAGCCAGGAAUUCCCCCCUUUAUCUUCUUACUUGUCCAUUAGGUUCCCACCAAACUUGGCACUGUAUAAAUAAUAAAAAUCACAAUUAGUAACACUGCUUCUUGCAAGCCCUACUGAAAGCUAAUCUGAUUUUUUAUUUGAUAAUUUACACAAUAUACAAUUUUUACAGCAACUGCUCAUUUAUCAAAGAGAUUACUGUUAAUCCAAUGGCGGUUCCUUUUAUUGUGAAUUAUAGCACCAUUUUAAAUUGUCUAAGAUCUUCAUACCGUGAGGAAGUAAGCAAUUAUAAUGAAAUUUUCUUAAUAGUCACUGCAACAUCCCUCCUUAAAUUUACAUGUAAUCCUCGGUAAUUAAUAAACACUUCCCUUAUUGAGGAAUAGGUUUUAUUUGUGUUUGAAUUAGCACCUGUUUAAAAUCAAGAGAGAAAAUAAAGGUAAUUUAUCUUACUGAUGCAUAAUUUAAACAUUUGCAGCAAAUGACUGAAAACAGGAAGAAGCUGGUACCACCUUUAUAUUAUUAUAAUUUUCUUUUCUAAAUAAUUGGGGGGAGGGAUAGCUCAGUGGUUUGAGCAUUAGCCUGCCAAACCCAGGGUUGUGAGUUCAAUCCUUGAGGAGGCUAUUUAGGGAUCUGGGGCAAAAAUUGGGGAUAGCUGAGCAGGGGGUUGGAGUAGGUGACCUCCUAAGGUCCCUUCCAACCCUGAUAUUCUAUAUUAUUUUUUCUUUUGGUUAACGUGAUAAUAUUUUUAUUUCAUAAUAUGUAUUCUCUGUGAUGCCCACAAAAUGUAAGAUUUAUAUUAUCACAUUAUUAUGUUAUCAGAUGGCAAAAUAUAAAUAAAACUUGGUUUGUGGCA